CCCAAAAAUUUUACUGGGAUAUAAAAGUAUACAAGUUCGAAAAUCAAUUCUGUUUUUAAUUUGAAGUUAAUCAGUCAGAUGAGGCUGAGCUGAUAAUGCCAUGUGUCUUUCGCUUUUUUCAAAAGGUGGGAAUUCAAGGAAACAGUGUGAUUUGUGCUCUUUCAGUUUCAGCCGUUGGACUUGGAAUCGGAUGCUCCAUUUUUGUCGCAAGCAGAGGAAUUGAAACUCGUUGCUUCAAAGCAAAACAACUUUUCAAUUUCACCAUUUAUUCCCCAGUUGCAUCACUCGUUGUGCUUUAAGCUAUCUCAUCGGAGCUGUCUCUGUCCAUUUCUAGAUCAGAUAUCACUAUAAUGGAGGUCAUUUUUGACCAAAAGGACGCUGCCGAUUGGGUUUAUAGAGGAGAAGGAGCCGUAAAUCUUGUUCUCGCUUACACCGGAUCUUCUCCGGCUUUUAUCGGGAAAGUGAUGCGAAUACAAAAAGUGCCAAGGAACAGAACAGCCAAACAGCCGGUGAAGGAGUGUGUGAAUGGUAGUUCGGUCUUAGAAAGGCAUGAUCAACUUGUGUGGAGAGACUAUGAAGAACUAGUAUUGGCAUCUAACAAAGAAACAUUGGAGCAACUUUAUAUUCAGCAUGUUAUGAGCCCAUUGUUAGGUCCCAAACACGUUGAUGCUGGAAUGCGUGUCCUUGUAACCAGGGCAUUUCUUGAGUAUGUUCAAAAGGAUGCUUUGUGCCAGCGUCCUGCCUUGCGAGUUGAUGCUGCUGAGGUUGAUGCACAUUGUGAUUCUGUGCUUCUUUUGUCUGAUCAUACUCUUUUUCCUCAAGGUAUUCUCAAUGGGGAACCCUGCAUUGCUGUUGAAAUUAAGCCCAAAUGUGGAUUUCUCCCGGUUUCAUCCUUCAUAGCUGAAGAAAAUGCCAUUAAAAGGAGAAUGACUCGUUAUAGAAUACAUCAAGCCCUAAAGUUGCAUCAAAAGGAGAUAUCAGAGCUAAGUGACUAUGAUCCACUGGACCUGUUCUCUGGGUCCAAGGAAAGAAUGAGUAAAGCUAUCAAAGCUCUCUAUACCACUCCUCAGAACAAUUUGCGGGUAUUCUUGAAUGGCUCUCUUAUACUUGGGGGCUUGGGUGGUACCACUGGCAGUACUAAUUUUGCAAUUGAAGAAGCAUUUGAAGAUGCUCUCAAGUGUGUUAUUCAAGCAGAUGAUGGUCAGCGCACAAAUAGUUUUAUACAGCUUGUUUCUGAGGCAGCUUAUCAUUCUGGAAUACUGGACCGACUUCUUGAAGCUCAGAAGCUCGAUUAUUGUGACAUUGAAGGGGCAAUUCAUGCAUAUUACAACAUUAUUUCUCAGCCUUGCAAGGCAUGCAAAAACUUAGAUGAACAGAAAGUAUCACACCAGUAUACCUCUUGGCAUUCCAUUCCUUUGGAUGAAAGUUUGAAGAUUGUGAGGGACUAUUUGAUAGCUGCAACUGCAAAGGACUGUAGUUUGAUAAUUUGUUUUAGACCAAAGGGUGAUGAGGUUUCAGGAUCUUCCUAUAAUAGUGUUUACUUAGAAUCAACCAACCAAGUUUUUGAAUACAAGGUGUAUUUCAUUGACCUGGAUUUGAAACCUUUGGAGAAAAUGGAGGAGCAUUAUGAAAAAGACAAGAAAAUAGUGAACUGUUACAUUCAGAAGCUAUGUGGUGAGCAUGGAGUCAACAGAGAUGUCACCAUGAACAAUUACUAAAACACACAUUAAAAAUACAAUCCUGAGCCUUGGAGGAUACUUUUUGCUGAACAUAGUGCUGUUAUUCAUUCUUGUUUCUUUUAGCUGGGGGCUUAAUGAAGGAGAGGGGUUGAAAAUGACAGAACAGAGUAAAAGGGGCCUGUAAGGAAAUCACUAUGCCAACUAAUUCAAUGCCAUUUCAUCCCAAUUCCACAUGGGCCUAUUAAUUCAUACAGCUGGAUCUCUGAAUUAACUAUGGGGUGUAGAAACUGAUUAGGACUGCGUUACUUUACCUUUUGAUGGUGGAAAUUGAGGUCAUGGCAGUGCUCCUUUGAUAAUACUUGUUUUUUUAAAGAUUGGAAGCUGUUAAAGGAAGCUGUUAAAGGACUGCUCUGUAUGUUUUGCAGUCUUUCUUUUCACUUAUCAGAAAAAAAAGUUCUUUUUCAUUGUUUUUGAAGUGUCAAAUGAUUGGCCUGUGAGAAAAAAAUUGUUCCCAACAUUAUUUCAAGUUUUUAGUCAAGAGACCUCCAAAAGGAUGCACAAGAAGAAUUGCUUGUUCAAACUACAUCUACAUUCGUAGUAGAGUUACAGGAUAUCGUAAACUGUUUCUUUUGUGGGAAUUCUCUCUUUCUGAUCUCUUUUGACUUGUGCGGGGUGGAAUCAUGGUCCUUGGUCAUCUCAGCUAUAACCAUGGACAAGCAUUCACUUCAAAGCUGUGGCCACUUGGUGAAAAAUCUGAAAUUUCUUUCUUGGGCCCACUAUAGGGGCCAAAUAAUCCUGACAGAGAAGUUCUGUAAAUUUUUGAAUUACAUGCAAUUAAAAGCAUUUGCUUUAAGGUUUUAUUUACACAGUUGUGCAAAUGUUUGGGCUGGUAAGAGUGGUGAAGUGCCAUGGGAAAUUGCUUGGGUCAUGGACAAUCGGUGCUCUGUGUUCUUUAGUUUUACAUGACCCUCAAUUGUUUGUAUUUACGGUUUGCCACUAGCAUGUCAAUAUGAAUAUAAAAGGAACACUUAUGUGUUAAGAUGGUUCUAAUAUUUUAACUAAUGUAGUAAUAUUGCAAUACUUGUAAGUAUCUCUUGUAUCCUAAGCAAUGUGACUUCAAUUUGAUAUCACACUUAAUGAUGAGAUGAUUUAUAAGUGAUUUAAUUAUAUUAAAUUAACUGCCACAUCACUUUUGGAUACAAAGAUGGGAUACUUGGUAAUUUUAGCAUUACUCUUUUCUUAUACAUGCUGAUGAUAGUGACACUUAAGAAUUUGGAUUAAUGUUCUCUGUUUCCUUAAUAUGUUGUAAUCCAUCUUAUUUACUUUUAUCAAAAUUACCUAUCUUGUAUUGUUGGAAAUUGUCUCCACGGUAUGCUUUACUUUGCCUUUUAAAUUAUAUUCUAAAUGCAGCAACAUUGUUUUACUUUAUAAAUGCAACUUCUGGUUUACACAAAUUGAAUAUUUUGAGUAAUAGUCAAGAGUUUUUUCUUU
Molecule: messenger RNA, 3170 nt
Organism: Pistacia vera
Lineage: Eukaryota; Viridiplantae; Streptophyta; Magnoliopsida; Sapindales; Anacardiaceae
Product: inositol-pentakisphosphate 2-kinase-like
Exons: 9
Coding region: 351-1718 (455 amino acids)
Biological process (GO): inositol phosphate biosynthetic process
Cellular component (GO): nucleus
Molecular function (GO): ATP binding; inositol-1,3,4,5,6-pentakisphosphate 2-kinase activity
Source: RefSeq, a predicted model, not a curated record